AGCGGGUUCCGUCGCUGUCCCACACUGAUGACGUCGGCACCUGUGGCUUGAGUCGAUGAAAAGUUUUGCAGUUGACAUGUCUGAAGACGAAGCUGCGGGAUGGAAACGCUGUUUUGCGGCUCGCUGCGUGUGUUACUGUGGAGGAAGUGUCGUGAAUACUCGGAGAGACUGAGGAGAGUCCGUCUGCUUCCGUUCAGCUGCCCGCAGGUGUUCCUCAUCAACAGCUGUGCUGGUUUGCCCAUGGAGAAGCCAUCAUCUUCAGGCAAAGCAGCGCUGGAGGAGAGAACAGGCCUGGUGGAGGACGGUGAAGUGCUGAGAGGUGCUGAGGGUGGAGAUGUGGAUCCUCAGACCCCAAGGAAGAGCAGCUCCUCCCGAUCCUCCCGCAAGAGCUUCCGUCUGGACUAUCGGCUGGAGGAGGACGUGACAAAGUCCUGUCAAGACAAACAUGGCCGCUGGAUGAACCCCUGGUCCACAUGGCGGUUCCCUUCCUACUCGAUGCUGCUCAGGUUCUUGUUGUUAGAUAAAAAUCACAGCAAUGUACCAACUAAUAAAGAGGCUCUGGACAGCGAGCUCCCGGUGAUGGAGCCGUACUUUGUCCAGAACCCAGACCUCUCCGACUCCGGUCCAGGUCUGAGAGUCACCUGGCUGGGUCACGCCACGGUUCUGGUGGAAAUGGACGGACUGAACAUCCUGACAGACCCCAUCUUCAGCCAGAGGGCCUCGCCUUUCCAGUUCAUGGGGCCCAAAAGGUACCGAGGGCCUCCCUGCACUGUAGAACAGCUGCCCAGGAUCGAUGCUGUUGUCAUCAGUCACUCUCAUUACGACCACCUGGAUGCUGGAUCUGUGGCCAGCCUCAACGCUCGCUUCGGGGGGGAGCUACGCUGGUUCGUGCCCCUGGGUCUGAUGGACUGGCUGAUGAAAAUGGGCUGUGAGAACGUGAUGGAGCUGGACUGGUGGGAGGAGAACUGCGUCCCGGGUCAUGACGAUGUGACGUUUGUCUGCACGCCGUCUCAGCACUGGAGCAAACGCACAGCUCUGGACGAUAACAAGACCUUAUGGGGCAGCUGGUCUGUCUUGGGUCCGGAGCAUCGAUUCUUCUUUGCUGGUGACACUGGUUACUGCCCCUCCUUCCAGGAGAUUGGUCGACGCUUCGGACCAUUUGACCUCGCGGCAAUCCCCAUUGGAGCGUACCUGCCCAGGGAUGUGAUGAAGGGGCAGCACAUAGAUCCAGAGGAGGCUGUUCAGAUUCACCAGGACCUGCAGGCAAAACACUCUGUGGCCAUUCACUGGGGAACAUUCGCACUCGCCUAUGAGUACUACAUGGAGCCGCCGGCUCUUCUCAGAGACGCACUGGAGCAGAAAGGACUGCAUCCAAAAUCCUUCUUUACGUUGCAUCAUGGGGAGUCUCGGCUUAUUACGUCACAAGAAGGCGACGUCUUCGAGUGAUCCUCCUGUUUCUGGACUGCAUUACUGUAGAUCUGUAAUAAAGAGCAGAAACAUUUUGUAGAUAGUUUUAGUGAUUAAAGAAUGAAAUGCAAAAGUAUGCAGCUCGUCUAUAUUUACAUACUGAAUGUUUACAGGGUCAUCGGUGAACAAUAACGUUCUCAAUUAUUAAGAUUAGUUGAGUCAGUGUCACAUGUACAUUGAAAACAUUUAUUCAGAUUUUUCGUUUCAUAUGCAGCAGUUUAGAAAAUGAAUUGUUUCCUUUCGGCAACUAAGUUUCCAAAUCCAAUGUGGGAUAAGUGUAGAGAAAAAAAUUUUAAAAAAUACUUCUGUGCUGGUUUUUUCUCCUCGGGGCUACAAGAUUUUUUUCAGUCAGCACACAGACCACAAAACUAAAUAACACCAACAUGCAAAUUACCACUUUGAAAAACUACAAAGCUGCAGAAACACUUGUGUUUUUCCCUCAGCAGUUCCAGUUCACCACAUAGAGGGAGAAGAUGUAAUGUUUACCCUGACACCUCAUGGUCAUUGGAGAACAAUGCUACCUUAACAAGCUGAGAAUCUAAUGACAAAGUAGAAGAAACUCUUCAUACUGCAAAGAUUAGCUGAGUCUCAGAAGCUCCUGUUUUUUUUCUGUCAUUUCAAAGUCGUAGCAGUUACAAGUCAGAACAUUUUCUGCAGCUUGAUUGUAUCUCAAAGCGGUAACUUGCAUUUUGACAUUGACACUGUGCGCCCGCUGCUUAUAAAAACCUUCCAGCCCUGAGGAGAAAAUAUUUCUGGUGGAUAAAAUGUUCCAGAACAGAGGAGCAACAACCACUGAGAAGAAAUGUCUGCUGCUUCUACACUGGUUUGUGGAAACCUAGUCAUCAACUGACCAAAAUAUGACCAUAAGUCUUUUUCUGAAUUUUCUGCACACCAACAAAAAACAUUUGAAUAAAAUAAGUUAAAAUGAAGCUCACAUAGAUUUACUAUGGUAACCAAUGCUCUUUAAUGAACAUGUGAAUGUAGUUACAGUGUGUGCACAGGAAACAGUGCAUGGUUGAAUGACAAACCUCGUCUCUGAAGCUGAACAGGAGCCUGUAGACACGUGAUGCAGUUUCAUGUUCACACACAGCUGGACACGUGAGCUGGAAUGUCAAAGAAAAAACAGACAGAUAUUUAGCGUUUUUAAAGAGCAGUGUUAGCUGAGGCUAGAUGACAAUACUGUGUUUCUCUUCAGAUUGUAUUACAGUCAAGAAAAGUAACUAACUACAGCUGAAGUGUCAGUGUGCACAAGUUGAGCUGGGUUCAACUUCAUGCACUGCAGCUACUGUAUAUUGUUCCUGUGACGGAUAUUUACUUUGAAUGCUCUGAAACCACAGCACAAAGACCAACCUCCUCAUCUAUCAUUGAUGUUUGUGUCUCAGACAGAAACCAUAGAAUAAUGUAGUACUGUGGUGAUUUUAUCUUAAAAUCCAGAAUAUAAGAAGAGGUAACAGCACAAUUCUGAGGUAAUUUAAUAACCUAGAUAAAACUGUAUUGUCAGUCUGGGCUGAAUGUGGUUUACAUUGAUUCUGUGUUGCUGAAUUUAACAUUGAAUAAACUUUGCACACCUGCAAA
Messenger RNA from Paralichthys olivaceus (Japanese flounder), 3042 nucleotides. RefSeq names its product N-acyl phosphatidylethanolamine phospholipase D (gene napepld). Gene Ontology annotation, molecular function: N-acylphosphatidylethanolamine-specific phospholipase D activity; zinc ion binding. Gene Ontology annotation, cellular component: membrane-bounded organelle; cytoplasm. The record is from RefSeq and is a predicted model, not a curated record. Gene Ontology annotation, biological process: N-acylethanolamine metabolic process; N-acylphosphatidylethanolamine metabolic process. NCBI's taxonomy places the organism in Eukaryota, Metazoa, Chordata, Actinopteri, Pleuronectiformes, Paralichthyidae.